CUUAAGAAUCCUGAUGAGAAGUACGACAUUAUUCCUGAAAUAUGGGAGGGACACAAUCUCGCCGAUUUUGUUGAUCCGGAGAUCCAGAAGAAAUUGGCCGAUCUAUUAGCCGAGGAAGAGUUGCGUGAGAAAGCUGGAGAAUACGACUCUGACCUGGACAGCGAUGACGAAGAGACCAAGGAAAAGCUGGAACUCGCAAAACAGAUCAGGGAGAAAGAAAAGCUUAUGGCUUUGGAGAAUCACAUGAACAAAUCAAAAGCGGCAAGUUUCUGA
Molecule: messenger RNA, 273 nt
Organism: Strongylus vulgaris
Lineage: Eukaryota; Metazoa; Nematoda; Chromadorea; Rhabditida; Strongylidae
Source: the annotation of a GenBank genome assembly